UGUGAUCGUCAAGUUUUGGGUAGAUUGAUAAACUUUCUUUUUAUCGUCAAUUUGUGAUUAGAUUAGUUCCUUCAAACCUUAUCUUUACUUAUUGUGCCUUCUUUACUUUACUUUCUCAUAUAACCCACUUCUACAAAACUCCCAAUGUGAAUGAAUCAAAGGCCCAACAAUGUUGUCCCGUUUCGUGGUUUCGCAAGUGAAGCACAAUUCGUACUUCCUGGUGGGGGUGGUGAUCGGGCUGUGGGUGGCGCUGGCCGCGAUUCCUCUGGAGGAGGAGGUGGCGGCGUGCGCGGAGGCGAGCACGGCGGCGUUGAGCGACGAGUUCGAGCCGCAUCGCGAGGAGAAGCCCUUAGGGCCCGCGGGCCCGGCGGCGGGCCGCAGCGUGCAGCGCCCGCGCUACUACAGCACCGAGCUGGGCAUGAGAGGGUCUUUACUCGCUGGAGUGUUAAGCUCAGAAGAUGCCUUGGAUUCAAGAGUGGCUGCCUUGAACCAAACCGCUGCCCGUCUCCAACCCGCAUUCCGAGUAUUCAUAGCAGCAUCCACCGUUCAGGCCGCCCCCGGGCGCGCAAAUGUCGUGGGCUUCACUGACACUCGGGAAAUGCUCAAACCAUUCCAUGCUCUGAAAUAUCUGGCUGACAAUUACCUCGAAGAGUAUAAUUUCUUUUUCUUGGUGUCGGACACAUCAUUUGUUAAUGCCCGGAGGCUGUCCGAGCUUGUGUCCAAGCUGAGUGUCAGUCAGGAUGUCUACAUGGGCACUAUCGCGGAAGAUGACAGCCACUACUGUACCCUAGAGGGCGGCAUCCUGCUGUCGAACUCGGUGCUACGCGCGGUGCACGGCGAGCUGGACUGGUGCGUGCGCAACUCGUACUCGCCGCGCCACCACGAGAACCUCGGCCGCUGCGUGCUGCACGCCGCGCACCAGCGCUGCACGACCGCGCUGCAGGGUGAGAGCUACUCGUCGGCGCGUCUGGAGGAAGGCGGCGCUUUAACGCCGGCGCUGGCGGACGCGGUCACCACCCACCCGGUGUCCGAACCCGCACUGUUCUACCGUCUACAUGCUUACGUUUCUAGGGUGUUCCUGGAGCGGGACCGCGCCUCGGUGGCGCGGCUGCGGGCGCAGCUGGUGCACACGGCCACCCGCCACCCGCGCGGCUACCGCAACGCCACCUGGCCCGCCGGCCUGCGCGCCGACCCCGGGCUCGCCGCGCCGCCGCCCGACUCCAGGUUCGACCACUUGCGCUGGACGCUGUUCAACGAGUCGCACGCGUUCAUGCCGGACGACCAUCGCGCUGUUGGCCUCAUUACCGGCGCCACCAAGGAAGCACUAGAGCUGGUACUGCGCACGGCGCGCGCGUGGGCAUUAAACCGCUGGCCUGAAGCCGAAGACGUUCGUCUUUUGGAAGGUGCGUGGCGCUGGGAGCCGCCCUACGCGCUGCGCUACCGGCUGCUGCUGCACGCGCCGCCCAAGCAGCCCGCCCAGGCCGCGCCGGUGAGUCGCAUUCUGUCCUUGCAUGUAGACUGGCCCGAGGCGGAGGACGUGCGUCUCCUGGAGGGCGCGUGGCGCUGGGAGCCGCCCUACGCGCUGCGCUACCGGCUGCUGCUGCACGCGCCGCCCAAGCAGCCCGCCCAGGCCGCGCCGGUGAGUCGCAUUCUGUCCUUGCAUGUAGACUGGCCCGAGGCGGAGGACGUGCGUCUCCUGGAGGGCGCGUGGCGCUGGGAGCCGCCCUACGCGCUGCGCUACCGGCUGCUGCUGCACGCGCCGCCCAAGCAGCCCGCCCAGGCCGCGCCGGUGAGUCGCAUUCUGUCCUUGCAUGUAGACUGGCCCGAGGCGGAGGACGUGCGUCUCCUGGAGGGCGCGUGGCGCUGGGAGCCGCCCUACGCGCUGCGCUACCGGCUGCUGCUGCACGCGCCGCCCAAGCAGCCCGCCCAGGCCGCGCCGGUGAGUCGCAUUCUGUCCUUGCAUGUAGACUGGCCCGAGGCGGAGGACGUGCGUCUCCUGGAGGGCGCGUGGCGCUGGGAGCCGCCCUACGCGCUGCGCUACCGGCUGCUGCUGCACGCGCCGCCCAAGCAGCCCGCCCAGGCCGCGCCGGUGAGUCGCAUUCUGUCCUUGCAUGUAGACUGGCCCGAGGCGGAGGACGUGCGUCUCCUGGAGGGCGCGUGGCGCUGGGAGCCGCCCUACGCGCUGCGCUACCGGCUGCUGCUGCACGCGCCGCCCAAGCAGCCCGCCCAGGCCGCGCCGGUGAGUCGCAUUCUGUCCUUGCAUGUAGACUGGCCCGAGGCGGAGGACGUGCGUCUCCUGGAGGGCGCGUGGCGCUGGGAGCCGCCCUACGCGCUGCGCUACCGGCUGCUGCUGCACGCGCCGCCCAAGCAGCCCGCCCAGGCCGCGCCGGUGAGUCGCAUUCUGUCCUUGCAUGUAGACUGGCCCGAGGCGGAGGACGUGCGUCUCCUGGAGGGCGCGUGGCGCUGGGAGCCGCCCUACGCGCUGCGCUACCGGCUGCUGCUGCACGCGCCGCCCAAGCAGCCCGCCCAGGCCGCGCCGGUGAGUCGCAUUCUGUCCUUGCAUGUAGACUGGCCCGAGGCGGAGGACGUGCGUCUCCUGGAGGGCGCGUGGCGCUGGGAGCCGCCCUACGCGCUGCGCUACCGGCUGCUGCUGCACGCGCCGCCCAAGCAGCCCGCCCAGGCCGCGCCGGUGAGUCGCAUUCUGUCCUUGCAUGUAGACUGGCCCGAGGCGGAGGACGUGCGUCUCCUGGAGGGCGCGUGGCGCUGGGAGCCGCCCUACGCGCUGCGCUACCGGCUGCUGCUGCACGCGCCGCCCAAGCAGCCCGCCCAGGCCGCGCCGAGCAUCCGCAGCUUGGAAGUGGUGCGCGGUCUGGGCGCGGCGCGGCUGGCGGCGGCGCCCUACGUCACGGAGGCGGCGCGCGUCACGCUGCUGCUGCCGCUGGACGCGCGCGCGCAGCCCGACCUGCCCGCCUUCCUGCGCCGCCUGGAGGCCGUGUGUCUCGCGCAGGACAAGAACACACAGCUCGUUGUGGUGAGUCACCGUCCGCAGCGUGGAGGCGGCGGCGCCCUACGUCACGGAGGCGGCGCGCGUCACGCUGCUGCUGCCGCUGGACGCGCGCGCGCAGCCCGACCUGCCCGCCUUCCUGCGCCGCCUGGAGGCCGUGUGUCUCGCGCAGGACAAGAACACACAGCUCGUUGUGGUGAGUCACCGUCCGCAGCGUGGAGGCGGCGGCGCCCUACGUCACGGAGGCGGCGCGCGUCACGCUGCUGCUGCCGCUGGACGCGCGCGCGCAGCCCGACCUGCCCGCCUUCCUGCGCCGCCUGGAGGCCGUGUGUCUCGCGCAGGACAAGAACACACAGCUCGUUGUGGUGCGUGGAGGCGGCGGCGCCCUACGUCACGGAGGCGGCGCGCGUCACGCUGCUGCUGCCGCUGGACGCGCGCGCGCAGCCCGACCUGCCCGCCUUCCUGCGCCGCCUGGAGGCCGUGUGUCUCGCGCAGGACAAGAACACACAGCUCGUUGUGGUGGUGAUCCGCGCGCCGGGCGAGGACGAGUCCGUUCUGGAGGCGACGCGCGCGGCGCUGGACGUGUUAAGUGCGCGGCACCGCGGCGCCUCGCUGCAGGCCGUGGGCGCCGCGCUGGCGCCCGCCGCGCUGCCCGACCACGAGUGGGCGCAGCGCCUGCAGAAGGCCGUGGGCGCCGCGCUGGCGCCCGCCGCGCUGCCCGACCACGAGUGGGCGCAGCGCCUGCAGAAGGCCGUGGGCGCCGCGCUGGCGCCCGCCGCGCUGCCCGACCACGAGUGGGCGCAGCGCCUGCAGAAGGCCGUGGGCGCCGCGCUGGCGCCCGCCGCGCUGCCCGACCACGAGUGGGCGCAGCGCCUGCAGAAGGCCGUGGGCGCCGCGCUGGCGCCCGCCGCGCUGCCCGACCACGAGUGGGCGCAGCGCCUGCAGAAGGCCGUGGGCGCCGCGCUGGCGCCCGCCGCGCUGCCCGACCACGAGUGGGCGCAGCGCCUGCAGAAGGCCGUGGGCGCCGCGCUGGCGCCCGCCGCGCUGCCCGACCACGAGUGGGCGCAGCGCCUGCAGAAGGCCGUGGGCGCCGCGCUGGCGCCCGCCGCGCUGCCCGACCACGAGUGGGCGCAGCGCCUGCAGAAGGCCGUGGGCGCCGCGCUGGCGCCCGCCGCGCUGCCCGACCACGAGUGGGCGCAGCGCCUGCAGAAGGCCGUGGGCGCCGCGCUGGCGCCCGCCGCGCUGCCCGACCACGAGUGGGCGCAGCGCCUGCAGAAGGGCUCUAGAGGCGCCUCGCUGCAGGCCGUGGGCGCCGCGCUGGCGCCCGCCGCGCUGCCCGACCACGAGUGGGCGCAGCGCCUGCAGAAGGUGGCGUUGAGCAUGGCGCUGCCGCGACUGUCGAAGGACACGCUGAUUUUGCUCUCUGUGCCGCACAUGGAAUUUAAUCAAGAUUUCUUGAACAGGGUCCGCAUGAACACGAUCGCGGGCUGGCAGUGGUACUGGGCGCUGCCGUUCGCGCGCUACGCGCAGUACGCGCACCCGCGCUUCCUCGACGAGCGCGGCGCGCGACCGCAGCAGCACACGGGACGCUUCGCUACCCGAGGAGCCGUCCUCGCCUUCUACCGCCGCGACUGGGACGCGGCCCUGGCGGCGUGGUCGGGUAGCUCAGAAGCGCCGGUGGUGGAGGUGCUGGCGGGCGCCUCGCUGCGCUGCCUGCGCGCGCCCGACCCCGCGCUCGUGCUCGCGCCGCGCCCGCCGCCCUGCCGCCUGUCCGGAGUGUCCGGGCCGUCCGGGGCCGCGUCCGGGCCGUCCGGCGCCGACGCCGAGGCGUGCCUGCGCGCGCAGAGCGCGUCCGGCUUCGCGCAGCUGGAGCUGGGCGACCGCCACGCGCUCGCCAAGCUGCUGCUCGAGGAGCGCGCCGCUGUGCACACCUAACGGCACGUUGCAUUACGAUAGUACGAAUUAAAGCCUAGCGUUUGCUUUGUGAUUUGUAUAAAAUUUGACAAUGUUUUAUACUGACGAUAUGAUGUUAAAAUGUUAUGAUCCCACUUAUAUUCACGGGAGAUAAUAAAUCGUAUUAAAAUCACUGGGAGCAAAAA
Molecule: messenger RNA, 5103 nt
Organism: Ostrinia nubilalis (European corn borer)
Lineage: Eukaryota; Metazoa; Arthropoda; Insecta; Lepidoptera; Crambidae
Gene: Chpf
Exons: 23
Coding region: 170-4939 (1589 amino acids)
Cellular component (GO): Golgi cisterna membrane
Molecular function (GO): glucuronosyl-N-acetylgalactosaminyl-proteoglycan 4-beta-N-acetylgalactosaminyltransferase activity
Source: RefSeq, a predicted model, not a curated record